This is a messenger RNA of Candoia aspera, 882 nucleotides long. RefSeq names its product macrophage receptor with collagenous structure (gene MARCO). Gene Ontology annotation, cellular component: extracellular matrix. The record is from RefSeq and is a predicted model, not a curated record. The transcript is spliced from 13 exons. The annotation marks the transcript as partial. Lineage: Eukaryota; Metazoa; Chordata; Lepidosauria; Squamata; Candoiidae.
CAUCCUGCCAAUGCCACCAUGGAGAAUGAGAACUUUUUUGGAACCAGUGUUCAGACAGGGCAAGAAAACUGGAUCCACAAUUUAAAAGAAGAAAUCCAUGUAAUCAAGCUGAGCAACCAACAUCUACAAUGGGAAAUGGCCAACAUUACAGACCAAAUUAAAAGCAAUAAGUCUCAAGGAAUUCCAGGACCUCCUGGUUCCAAAGGAGAAAGAGGAAUUCCAGGAAGAAAAGGUGACCAAGGAGAUAAAGGUGAAAAAGGAGACAUUGGUUUAAGAGGAAUCAAAGGAGAGCCAGGGACAAAUGGGACAGGAUUUUCUGGACCAAAAGGAGAAACUGGAGUUCCAGGAAUAAGGGGAUAUCCUGGGCCCCCAGGAGAGAAAGGUGAAACAGGAGCCAUGGGACCAAAAGGGACAAAAGGAGAACAAGGUGUAGCAGGUUUAACUGGACUAAAUGGUGAAAAGGGUUCAAAAGGGGAUCUUGGGCCUGCUGGACCACAAGGUGAACCUGGAAUGAAAGGACAGAUGGGAGAGAGGGGAUUUCUCGGCUCACCAGGACCAAAAGGAGAAGUUGGUGAAAGAGGAGUCAUGGGCCCAAGAGGACUUACUGGUGCUCCAGGACAGAAGGGAGAGAAGGGAGAACACGGUCAGCAAGGUCCGCAGGGUCCUCAAGGUUUUUCUGGACGACAAGGAGAUAAAGGGGUUGCUGGAGACUUGGGUCCACCAGGAGUUCAGGGUCCAAAGGGCGAACAAGGGGAGAAAGGAGCAGCAAGUAAGCUUCCAGGCCAACCAGGACAGAAAGGUGAUCAAGGGCAAAAGGGUAGCAAAGGAGAUAGAGGACCACCAGGAACACAAGGUCCUAAAGGUGAAAGGGGCAUCUCAGGU